CUCUAUAUCUUUAUCAAAAGUAAUAUUCAAAGUGUUUGGUUUAAUACAAAUUAAAGCAAUUUCGUCAACAAAUCACUAACGGGUUUAUGUAAAUGCACGUAUCAACGCUACAGUGGCGGUGGAGUAGUCGAGUGGAAGAAGUGGAACUACAAUUGUGAAACCAUGUCAAGCGAGGAGAUGCUAUACGCAAAGGGUUCCAAAAUUUGGAUACCACAUGCGGAAGAUGUCUGGGAAAGCGCCACAUUGGAGGAGAGCUACCUCAAAGGUGCGUCUUCGUUGAAAAUUCUCUGUGAAUCGGGUAGACAAAAGGAGAUUAAACUGAAAACGGAUGGCAGCGAUUUGCCUCCACUACGAAACCCAGCAAUUUUGGUGGGUCAAAAUGAUCUCACUACCCUGUCCUAUCUACACGAGCCUGGAGUGCUGCACAAUUUGCGUGUGCGUUUCUGUGAGCGCCAAAUUAUCUAUACCUAUUGCGGAAUCAUAUUAGUGGCCAUAAAUCCGUAUGCUGACUUGCCCCUGUACGGCCCCAGUAUUAUACGCGCCUAUCGAGGCCGUUCGAUGGGUGAGCUUGAACCACACAUCUUCGCACUAGCAGAAGAAGCAUACACAAAGCUAGAGCGGGAGAAUUGCAAUCUCAGCAUCAUUGUAAGCGGCGAAUCUGGUGCUGGCAAAACCGUUUCGGCUAAAUACGCUAUGCGUUAUUUUGCCGCUGUUGGUGGCUCGGAGUCGGAGACCCAAGUUGAGCGCAAGGUGCUGGCAUCUUCACCAAUUAUGGAGGCAUUUGGCAAUGCCAAAACCACACGCAACGACAAUAGCUCUCGUUUCGGAAAAUUCACGAAGCUGUUGUUCAAAAACAAUAUGGGGGUAAUGUAUCUCCAGGGUGCCACCAUGCACACAUAUCUGCUGGAGAAAUCACGUGUGGUCUAUCAGGCGCAAGGCGAACGGAACUAUCACAUAUUUUAUCAGUUGUGUGCGGCGCGAGCCAAGUAUCCAGAAUUAGUACUAGAUCAUCAGGACAAGUUUGAGUUCUUAAACAUGGGCGGCGCGCCAGAUAUUGAACGCGUCUCGGAUGCUGAUCAGUUCAAUGAGACUGUCCAGGCUAUGACUGUGCUCGGUUUCUCUAUUCAACAGAUAGCCGAUAUUGUGAAAAUACUGGCAGGAAUACUUCAUUUAGGCAAUAUCGAGGUAACCAAAAAGUAUAGAGAAGGCACCGACGAGGAGGAUUCUGAGGCCUGUGAGAUUUUUCACAACGAUUUGCAUCUGCAAGUAACGGGCGAUUUGCUAAAAGUCAACUCGGAUGAUUUGCGUCGCUGGCUUUUGAUGCGUAAGAUAGAGUCUGUCAAUGAAUAUGUGCUGAUACCGAACAACAUUGAGAUGGCUCAGGCAGCUAGAGAUGCCCUUGCCAAGCACAUUUAUGCAAAGCUCUUUCAGUAUAUUGUUGGUAUAUUGAACAAGAGUCUAAACAACGGUAGUAAACUGUGCAGCUUCAUUGGCGUGCUCGAUAUCUACGGCUUCGAAACAUUCGAGGUGAAUUCGUUCGAACAGUUUUGCAUAAACUAUGCAAACGAAAAAUUGCAGCAACAGUUUAAUCAGCACGUCUUCAAGUUGGAGCAGGAGGAGUACCUUAAAGAAGGUAUUACAUGGACCAUGAUUGAUUUUUACGACAACCAACCGUGUAUUGAUUUGAUCGAAUCCAGGCUGGGUGUUUUAGAUCUCCUGGAUGAGGAGUGUCGGAUGCCAAAAGGGUCUGACGAGAGCUGGGCAGGCAAGUUAAUUGAAAAAUGCAACAAGUUCCCACAUUUUGAGAAACCACGUUUUGGCACCACAAGCUUUUUCAUCAAGCACUUUUCGGAUACUGUUGAAUAUGAUGUGAAUGGCUUCCUUGAGAAAAAUCGGGAUACUGUGUCAAAAGAGCUUGUGAGUGUGAUGGGUCUGUCAAGUAUGUCGCUGUGCAAGCAAGUCAUGGCUCUUGAGGAAGUGGACACGCUUAGUACGGAUGCCAGCAAGACAACAACUUUGGGCGGACGUGUUGUAAUCAGUGCAGGCCGGAAACAGCAACUGAAUGAGACACGUCGAAGAGUGAUGCCAUCCAAGCAACAUAGGAAAACGGUGGGCUCACAGUUCCAGGAGAGCCUCGCCUCAUUAAUUUCAACGUUGCAUGCCACAACCCCACAUUAUGUGCGCUGCAUUAAGCCCAACGACGACAAGAUCGCUUUCAAAUGGGAGACUGCAAAAAUUAUACAGCAAUUGCGCGCCUGUGGCGUUCUCGAGACUGUCCGUAUUUCCGCCGCGGGCUUUCCAUCCCGCUGGGUCUAUCCUGAUUUCUAUGUACGCUAUCAAUUGUUGGCCCAUCGUUCUCAAAUCGACAAGACCGACAUGAAGCAAUCUUGUUAUCAUAUUGUAAAAAAGUGGAUACAAGAUGAGGACAAGUAUAGAUUUGGCAACACGCAGAUAUUCUUCAGAGCAGGUCAGGUUGCCUAUUUGGAGCAAGUACGUGCCAAUUUGCGUAAGAAAUACAUAACUAUUGUGCAAUCUGUGGUGCGUCGCUUUGUGCAUCGUAGACGCUAUUUGCGCUUGCAAUGCGUCAUUCGUGGUCUUCAGUGUUAUGCCCGUGGAGUGUUGGCCCGCCGUCGCGUUCAAAAGAUGCGUGAAGUGCGCGCUGCUCUUAUACUCUCGAAAUACGCACGUGGUUGGCUUUGUCGUCGGCGCUAUUUGCGUCUCCGCCACUCUGUGGCAGGCAUUCAACAAUACGCCAGAGGAAUGCUGGCAAGGAAGCGCUUCUUCGAAAUGCGGGAUCAUCAUCGCGCCGUUCAAAUACAACGCUUUGUGCGAGGACUGCUGGCACGGCGUGCCUACCAAAAGCGACGCCGUAACAUUAUCAUCUGUCAGGCCGCUGUACGCCGCUUCCUAGCGAGACGCAAGUUCAAACGUAUGAAGACCGAGGCGAAGACCAUAAAACACAUGGAGAAGAAAUACAUGGGUCUAGAAAACAAGAUCAUUUCCAUGCAGCAGCGCAUUGAUGAGUUGAACAGAGACAAUAGCAACCUUAAGCUCAAGACCAGCGAAAUUUCCGUCCUCAAAAUGAAGCUGGAAAUGAAAAAGAAUCUGGAGGGUGAAUUCAAGAACGUCAAGGCUGCCUGUUUGGAUAAGGACAAAUUAAUAGCGGCACUGAACAAGCAGUUAGAAUCGGAGCGGGAUGAGAAAAUGCAGCUGCUCGAGGAGAAUGGGCACUCGCAAGAGGAAUGGCAGAAUCAAAAGCAACUGUGGCGCAUAGAGAACGAGGAAUUGCGCAGGCAAAUUGAUGAGAUGAUUGAAAUGGCGAAGAACGUGGAGGUUAACCAACGCGUGCACGCAGAGCGCAUGCUAACAGAAAUUGACAAUAAAGAGCUAAACGAGGCCUAUCAACGUGCUAUCAAGGACAAGGAGGUCAUUGAAAAUGAGAACUAUAUGCUAAAGGAAGAGCUUAGUCGGUUCCAGCAACAAAACGGAGUCACAGACUAUCAUCACAGUCGCUCCGUUAGCAAUGCUUCCAGUCAGAAUGACGAUGAUAUUGGCUAUGCCUCGGCAAAGAAUACACUGGAAAUCAGCAGACCGCCAGACCUGCUAACAAAGAGUGACAGCACUAGCAUCGUUGUGAAACUGCGAUCCAUACUGGAGGAGGAAAAGCUCAAACAUAAGUAUUUGCAAGAACAGUAUUUCAAGCUAGCCAGUCGUAAUAAGCCAACUGAGGAUUCGUUCCGCGUCUCCGAGCUUGAGGUAGAGAACGAGAAACUUCGCAGUGACUACGAUCAGCUGCGCACGAGCAUAAAACACGGUGUUGAGAUCAACGAGCUCAAUGCACAACAUGCCGCGCUACAGGAAGAAGUCCGUAGAAGACGCGAGGAGUGCAUACAACUGAAGGCAGUGUUGCAACAGCAGAAUCAGACAAUGCGUUCCCUCGAGCCUGAGAGUCUACGCGUCAAUGAUUCCCACAAUAUCCAUGAGCUGAUGGAGGCAUUCCAGGCCCAAAAGCUUGUCAAUAGGCAAUUGGAAUCAGAGCUGAAGGCCAUCACCGAGGAGCACAAUAGCAAGCUGAUGGAGAUGACUCAAGAAAUAGAACGCUUCCGUAUCGAAAAAGAAGAAAUGCAGCAAGUACUGUACAAGAGCCUUGAUGAAUAUGACAACGCCACAAUGGAUACGCUCAAACAGAAUGAUCGUUAUUUGCGCAUGGAGCUGAAGAAGGCAAUAUCGCAAUAUUUGCUGGUGCAGGACGAGCUCAAGUUGGCAAACAAAAAACUUAAUGCCUAUAGGCAAGAUGGUGGCAAGCUGGAGCAUAAGCUGGAGGAGGAAGUAAGUCGCAGCAAGGGCAAAACAGCGGAGGAGCGAGAUCGAAGCGAUGUUGGCGCCAAUGUAACCAAACAAAAAUCGCAAAAUCCGCAAGGCCUAAUGAAGUUCCACAGCGGCGAUUUGGACAAGAUCUUGCAAAGAUUACUCAGCAAUCUCACUCCCAGAACUGUUGUCGGUCUAUUGCCCGGUUUUCCUGCAUAUCUUAUAUUCAUGUGCAUUCGCUAUACCGAUCUGACAAAUGCCGAUGAUGAUGUUCGUGAGCUACUCAGCAAAUUUGUUAUGCAGAUCAAAAAAAUGCACCGUACACCUCAUCCCAUAGAGUAUCGAGUUAUUUGGCUGGUUAAUUCAAUAACUCUCUUAAAUCUACUUAAACAAUAUGGUGACGUCGAGGAGUACGUCAAGUUCAAUACCGAAAAGCAGAAUCAGCAGCAAUUGAAAAACUUCAAUCUUUUCGAAUACCGUCGUGUUAUACUUGAUUUGAUCGUAAAUUUAUAUCAAGCGCUGGUGAUGCAAAUACAGGGUCUACUUGACGCCAAGAUUGUGCCAGCUAUACUGAACAACGAUGAGAUUCAACGCGGUCGUCAGGCUCAUGGCAUGAGAAACCGUACCAGCUCGAUGGACUCAUCAUCGCCAGAGCAUGGAAAUAUGCCAGCUUGGAAACAGCUUAUCUCUCAACUCGAGCAUUUCUACAAACAGUUUCAGCAUUUCGGAUUGGACAAUUGCUAUGCAGAGCAAAUAUUUCAUCAGUUAUUGUACUUUAUCUGUGCUGUCGCUCUUAACUGUUUGAUGCUACGUGGCGAUAUUUGCAUGUGGGAGACGGGCAUGAUAAUACGCUAUAAUCUUGGUUGUAUCGAGGAUUGGGUGCGCAGCAAAAAAAUGUCGAACGAUGUGCUAACGCCACUGGCGCCAUUAAAUCAAGUUUCGCAGUUGUUGCAAUCGCGUAAAAGUGAGCAGGAUGUGCAGACGAUCUGUGACCUUUGCACCUCUUUAAAUACUGCGCAGGUCCUGAAGGUAAUGAAGUCAUACAAGCUCGAUGACUACGAAAGCGAAAUUACGAAUGUAUUUCUGGAUAAGUUGGCUGAAAAGUUGAAUGCUCGUCAAAUGCAUAAAAACGACGAAUUUACAAUGGACCAGAAGUUCAUUCAACCAUUCAAGGUGGUAUUUAAAUAUAGUGAAAUUAAGCUGGAGGAUAUUGAACUGCCGUCGCAUUUGAAUCUGGACGAAUUCCUCACCAAAAUCUAAUCUAUUUGCUCGAUUGUGUCCAUGUUUGUUUUGAACGUUGCCAUCUGACUUGGUCACCAUUAGCCCUUUGUAACGUAUUAAAUAUUUAUAGUUAUUUGUGUUGCCAAGAAUGAAAUUACUCUUGUGUGUAGUUCCUGUUUAGUUUAAAUUAUUACCUUCACAUUUCAUCAAUGAUUUCAAAACGAAAAAUUGUCGAAAUUGUAACCUCAUUUUCGAGAUACAGUGGAAAUGAUCGUGAUGGCGGUUUUGAACCAAUGUUGAGAAGCAAUAUUUGUCGAGAGUGAGACUCCAUAACAUUCCUAAAUUGCAAUAAACGAAAAUUGUACCUUUUUGCAUGUUA
Molecule: messenger RNA, 5908 nt
Organism: Scaptodrosophila lebanonensis
Lineage: Eukaryota; Metazoa; Arthropoda; Insecta; Diptera; Drosophilidae
Gene: didum
Product: unconventional myosin-Va
Exons: 18
Coding region: 163-5568 (1801 amino acids)
Biological process (GO): vesicle transport along actin filament; actin filament organization
Cellular component (GO): actin cytoskeleton; vesicle; myosin complex
Molecular function (GO): ATP binding; actin filament binding; microfilament motor activity
Source: RefSeq, a predicted model, not a curated record